Messenger RNA from Rhopalosiphum maidis (corn leaf aphid), 783 nucleotides. Its product is annotated as zinc finger MYM-type protein 1-like. NCBI's taxonomy places the organism in Eukaryota, Metazoa, Arthropoda, Insecta, Hemiptera, Aphididae. The transcript has 3 exons. The coding region runs from base 1 to 783 and encodes 260 amino acids. The record is from RefSeq and is a predicted model, not a curated record.
AUGGCAUCCCCUGCGGUCAACAUUGAUCCAGAUGAUCCGGUACCAUUUGCACAGAAUAAUAAAGUUAUUGUUGAGCAACCCAAAACGGAUCAUGAUAAUUGGUCAAAUACUGUUAAUGUACCAGUACCACUAGAUUCACUAUGUGACCCUGAUGAUCCUGUAAACCCAAUACCAUCUCUUCAGUUAGAACGAAAAGAGCGAAUACUUAAAGGGGCAUUCCAACCAAAAUUAAAAAUGUAUCCCAGGACACAGUUUGGAAAUAGAGCACGAAGUUUCCAAAGUUCCUGGUAUGAUGAUUUUAGCUGGUUAGAAUAUAGUGUGAAACUUGACAGAGCAUUUUGUUUCGUAUGUCGGAUGUUUAAUACAGCUCCAGGGUUAAAUGCCGGACAAGUAGACUUUGCUUUUUCACAAAAAGGUUUUAAAAAUUGGAGUACUUCUACUACAAAAUUUAAAAAACACCAAAAUUCAAUCUCCCAUAAUUUUAGCAUGACAGCGUAUCAUAACUUUUCAAAUUGUAAACCAAUUGAUGUUACCUUGGAUGAAUCUAGAUUAGUAUCUAUUAGUGAAAGAGAAAAGCAGCGUUUGCACAAUCGUAACAUCAUGCAUCGAUUGAUAGAUAUUACUUUGUGUUUAGCUAAAAGUGGCAAACCAUUUAGAGGGCACUUAGAAAAAAGUUCAGAUGUGUGUAAGGGUUUAUUUUUAGAUAUUGUGGACAUUUUAAAAAAAUAUGAUUUAACUUUGCAAAAACUUUGGAAAAAGGGCCGCAAAAUGCUAAGUACUUGA